UUUUUGCUCCUCCUCCUCGUCAUGCCCACAUUCGCCAUCAACGGCCAGCUUAUCGCGGCGCCGAUAACUUACACCACCGCUUCUUCUUAUCUCUCCUCUCGCCGUCAAUAUUCAUCCCUAUACUCGUCACGCGAACUCCGUUUCAACUCACCUCCCCCUCGCCUCCCAUCGUUAACUUGCUCCUCAACAAGCUCACGUAAUCAGACGAAGCGUUCUUCUAACGGUAAUAUCCGUAAGUCACUUGCGCAAUCUCUCGUUGUCACCUCUGUUUCCUCCGCCGCGUCUCUGUUUCUUCCACGACUCUUUUCUCUUCUUUCGAUUCUAAAAGGCGGUGGCGGUGGAGGAGGAGGCGGUGUAGGUGGAGGAGGAGGAGGCGGAGGCGGAGAUGGCGGAUUUUGGAGGGAUUUGUUUUUCUUGGCACGAGUGGCCGUAGCUGACGAAGAACCGUCACCGGAAUGGGAUUCUCACGGUUUACCGGCGAACAUUGUUGUACAGUUGAACAAGCUAAGUGGUUUGAAAAAGUAUAAAAUCUCAGAUAUAAUCUUCUUUGAUCGACGGAGUAAAGCCAACGCCGAAACAGAGGAUUCUUUCUUCGACAUUGUAUCGAUUCAGCCAGGAGGAGUCUACACAAAAGCUCAGUUGCAGAGCGAGUUAGAAACCCUAGCUACUUGUGGUUUCUUUGAUAAAAUCGAUUUCGAAGGGAAGACGAAGCCUGACGGAACCCUAGGUGUUACAUUCUCUUUCGUGGAGAGCAGGUGGCCAGCCACGGAGAGGGUUCGAUGCAUCAACGUAGGGCUAAUGGCACAACUUAAGCCGGUAAAGAUUGAUCAAGACAUGACAGAGAAAGAGAUGAUUGAACAUUUGAGGAGUCAGGAGAAAGAUUACAAGCAGAGGAUUGAGAAGGCAAGACCUUGUUUGUUGCCUGGAUCAGUUCAGCGAGAGGUGAUGCAUAUGUUAAGGGAUCAAAGGAGUUUAAGUGCGAGGUUUUUGCAGAAGGUUACAGAUCGAGCUCUUAAAUGGUACCAAGACAAAGGGUAUGUGUGUGCUAAUAUGAAUAUUGGAUGCUUGAACAGUAAGGAACUUGUUCUUGAAGUUGUGGAAGGAGAUAUAACAAAGUUGGUUAUUCAGUUUCAAGAUAAGCUUGGAAAUGUAGUUGAAGGUCACACACAGAUCCCUGUCGUGCGGAGGCAAAUUCCCAAACAGCUUCGUCCAGGUCAUGUGUUCAACAUGAAAGUUGCGAACCAAGCUGUGCAGAACAUUCACUCUUUAGGCUUGUUCUCUAAUACAGAGAUAAUUCCAAUUCCAGAUGAGAAAAAUGAAGGAGGUUUAAUUCUUGAUUUCAAGCUUAAGGAGAAAGAUCAGAGAUCAGUAGACGUAACUACAGAUUGGGAUAUUGUUCCUGGACCCCAAGGGUAUCCUUCAUUGGCUUCGCUUCAGCCAGGCGGGACUGUUUCUUUCGAACAUAAAAACAUCAAGGGCCUUAAUCGAUCUCUCAUGGGUUCAGUGUCCACUAGCAACCUUUCGAAUCCUGAGGAUGAUCUUUCGUUUCAGUUUGAGUAUGUACAUCCAUAUCUUGACGGUGUUUCCAAUCCUAGAAACCGUACUUUCAAAACAAGCUUCUUCAACACCGGUAAACUUAGCCCAGUGUUCACUGGAGGACCUGGCUUUGAGGAAGGAGUGGCUCCAAUCUUGGUGGAUCGAGCUGGUGGAAAAGCUACUAUAACUGAGGACUUCACACGUCAGAGUAAACUUACAUAUGGACUUGUGUUGGAAGAAAUAACAACCAGAGAUGAAAACAAACAAAUCGCUUCAAAUGGUCUGGUGUUAUUGCCUAAUGGAGCAAUCAAUGUUGACGGACCUCCAACAACUCUCAGUGGUACCGGUACUGAUCGUAUAGCCUUUCUACAAGGCAACAUAACCCGAGACACCACCAAGUUUGUGAAUGGUGCUAUUGUUGGAGAUAGAAAUAUCUUUCAGGUGGAUCAAGGCUUGGGUAUAGGAAGCAAGUUCCCACUCUUCAACCGUCACCAACUAACCUUAACAAAGUUCAUUCAGCUGAUGCAAGUAGAAGAAGGACCCGGUAAACAAGAACCACCAGUUCUAGUCCUCCAUAGCCAUUAUGGUGGCUGCGUAGGUGAUCUUCCAAGCUAUGAUGCUUUUGCUCUUGGAGGACCUAAAUCUGUUCGAGGUUACACCAUGGGAGAGCUCGGUGCAGCUAGAAACAUUCUCGAGGUUAGUGCUGAGAUUAGAGUACCUGUGAAGAACACACAUGUGUAUGCAUUUGCUGAGCAUGGAAACGAUUUGGGAAGCUCAAAAGAUGUGAAAGGUAAUCCCACGGCCGUGUACAAGAGAAUGGGACAUGGUUCAUCUUAUGGUGUUGGUGUGAAACUCGGUCAGAUACGAGCUGAAUUUGUUGUAGAUCACAAUUGUGGAACCGGUGCUCUGUCUCUCCAGUUCGGAGAGAGAUAUUGAGGUUUAAGUUUGACACGUCUUGCAAAAGA
Molecule: messenger RNA, 2501 nt
Organism: Camelina sativa (false flax)
Lineage: Eukaryota; Viridiplantae; Streptophyta; Magnoliopsida; Brassicales; Brassicaceae
Source: RefSeq, a predicted model, not a curated record